AUGUCUUUUUCAGGGAAACGAGGCCGAAAGGCCGACGAUUGUGAGGAGGUGGCCGCACCUCCCCCCUACGUGAAGACGCGACUGCAGUCUCCACCCGACACUGAUUCAACCGGGGUUGAAACGCCCUUGGCUGCCGUGCUCGACCGGUACCUGGGACCGGAGUACAUCGCCACGAGAGCGGGUCCUGUGGGCCGCGAGGUUUCGUAUCUGAAGGGGUCAGAUGUCAUUAAUUUGGCAAACAAGCUGUUUGGCCACGACAACUGGAGUUCGGAAGUGCUCGAGCUCACCGACAAAGGUGUCCGCCAGGAUGGCCCCAAGUGGUUGGUUUUUGUUACGUGCAAGGUCCGUGUGACCGUGCAUUGGCCCGAAACGGGCAGAGAGACGUUCCAUGAUGGAAUCGGGACCGGUGGUGCCGGGAAAGGUGCGAAGACACCUGAGGAAGCUUUGGGUAUGGCCCACAAGACGGCGGCCACUGAUGCUCUGAAGAGAGCUUUGAUUCACUUUGGUAAGGCAAUGGGGAAUUGCUGCUAUGAUCACGACUAUCUCAAGUGGAUUGAGACGGUACGUGCCCGGACGCGGAAACCGGAUCUCUCCAGCGUCUAUGCCGAGGGGCGGCUGUUGCGUAAGCCCAGUGCUGUAGAGUCUUCGGGCGGGAGCCAGCAGAAACUUCCCUUUGAACCACAACGGAAGAAUGGGGCCAAGGUGGCCACUCCGGCGCGUCUUGUGCCGAUGAAGCAGGAACCGGAAGAUGCCUUCGAUAGUGAUGUGUUUGUUGAUGACGAUGACGAAUACACAUUUUAA
Molecule: messenger RNA, 801 nt
Organism: Purpureocillium lilacinum
Lineage: Eukaryota; Fungi; Ascomycota; Sordariomycetes; Hypocreales; Ophiocordycipitaceae
Source: RefSeq, a predicted model, not a curated record